Messenger RNA from Gadus morhua (Atlantic cod), 2636 nucleotides. RefSeq names its product synaptophysin-like 2a (gene sypl2a). Gene Ontology annotation, cellular component: synaptic vesicle; synaptic vesicle membrane. The transcript has 6 exons. The record is from RefSeq and is a predicted model, not a curated record. Lineage: Eukaryota; Metazoa; Chordata; Actinopteri; Gadiformes; Gadidae. The coding region runs from base 202 to 906 and encodes 234 amino acids.
UCAGGUGCAAUUGGCCGGCGGCGCGCGGAGAAGUUUGACAGCGCGGAGCUCGCGCAUCGUCGCCACCAAGAGCUGAACACGUGACCAUCCCCGCCUGAAGCCCGCGGAACAACCCGUCGUUAACCACAGUUACAGGACGAUACCGUCAGGUUUUGGAUAUUACUUUAAACAAGAACAGCAUUGUAGUUGGACCGAGUCUCCAUGGAGAUCGUUCAGAGAGCUGUGUCGGGCUUCGCACUUGACCUGGGACCCAUCAAGGAGCCCCUGGGGUUCAUCCGUGUCCUGGAAUGGGUGUUCACCAUAUUUGCGUUCGCCACGGCAGGGGGCUAUUCGGGGAGCACCCACUUUACGGUCAAAUGCCACGAAAAGCCAAUGGAAGUCAAGCCCGAGUUCUGGUACCCUUUCAGGUUGGCCGACAGAUCCUACCUCAUGCCAACAUGCAAUAGCACCGAAGUGGAAGUAACGUACCUCCAGGGUGACUUCCGCUCCUCUGCCGAGUUCUUUGUGAGCGUGGGGGUGUUUGCCUUCCUGUACUGCACCCUCACGCUGGUCCUCUACCUGGGCUACCAGCAUGUGUACCGGCAGACCAGUCGCGGACCCCUCGCCGACCUGGUGGUCACCGGUGUGUUUGCCUUCCUUUGGCUGGUGUCCUCGUCAGCCUGGGGCAAGGGGCUCACAGACAUCAAGUUUGCUACCAACCCAGACCACCUGAUGGGCAGCCUCAAGGACGAGUAUACCGUGGAGGCAUACGCCUCCAUGGGCCGUCUCAACGCUUCUGUGAUAUUUGGCUUUUUGAACCUGAUUCUGUGGGCCGGUAACUGCUGGUUCAUUUACAAAGAGACGCACUUCCACAAGGACCCCAACGCUCCGGCCCCCAUGCAGGAGGGAGAUCUGCCCGGGCCCUAGACCACUCAGGGGUCAAACACAUCCUUCAUCAAUGGCCAAAUACGCUUUGAGCCUAACAAUCGUUCUUAAAUAUGCUAAAAAGGAAUCCACCGUUAUCCAUCCCUUUUCUUCGUUAGCCACAAUUGAAUCAAAGUUAACCAAUUAACGUGCCAACCAUGUGAUUUAGUUUCUUGAUUUCACAAUAUGAAGAUUGUUAUUAACUCAAUCAUAUGACUAAACCCUGUUAGUGCCUUCCAUUGAAACUACCAUUAAUUAUCUCCACUAACCACAUGUUUUUACACUACAUAGAAAAGACUAAUUUAGCAAUGUUUUGUUGCAAGCCUUUUAUUGAAAGGGCUUUGAUUAAUGGCACAUAAGUGGUACCUUGUAAAGAUGAGAAUCCUCUUCCUUACGAAAUGAGAAAUGCAUCAGAGCUUGGGUUGCAGCUCUUCUAUCAAAGCUGUGACACAGCACCGUGAUGCAAAGGCGACGAGAGCUAUUACUUGCUAAACUAACCUUAUUUGGCAAUAUCGAGCCACAAAUAUGUCUACCUAAACUGUUGGAGAAUAUCCACUCUGAUUUGCUUCUAAUGGCCCCAAAAAUGCAUGAAAACAUAUAUAGGAUCCACCCCAUAAUGACCAUGCCUUCACCAAUGGGAAAAUUGUACUAAUCACACAACCAGUGAGUUAUGUUAUUUUUGUCAAUAUCCAUACAGGUGUUGAUAGAGUAGGUGCCUUAUUCUGCUCAUGCUACUUUAACAUUUUGGGUUACAUUAUGUUAUUUAUUUUUAACAUAACAAGUCAGACACUAUGUCUGACUUGUGUGUGUUGAAAUAACAUCUGCCAUUCAAUCCUAGGAGCAGAGAGGCACAGCUUCCAUGUUUACGUAUAACUGUUGCUCACAACUUGUCCACCUCCCACUGGGGGACUGAAGCCAAACACUAUGACACUAGUCAAAUGGAAGUUCAAUUGUUUCUUUUUAUUGUUUUAUAUUCUGGAGGGUAUAAAAGUAGGUGCUGUGGUCAUUAUACAGAUCUUUUUUUCAGGGUUGGUUAUGGGUUUGUUUUCCUCAUGAAAGCAUUGCGCAGCUUCCUUGUUUUGGACUUGCGGUCCAAUCGUGCUUUAGUAUUUCGUCACACCACUGUGUAGCUAGAGGGGUUCACCUUGUCGUGAGUAAGAGUCACAUUGGUGUCAGAAGGGGGGUGAUGUAAUUAUGUCAUCCUGCUGUAACGCUAGACGGCCAGCUGAUUUCACUGCCUGUAUGAGGGCCUACUUUAACCAGACGGCCUCAAUUAGACUCAAAGCAGCUCUGGCUCUGGUUGUACAAUUUUGUGGAAAUUGUUGAUGUUAUUUGUUACCUGCUUUGUACUACAAAUGUUCUAUGAUUAUAUAAAUGUAGUACUGUGCUUUUCAGAGAUGGCUCAGAAUUGGUAUUUGGUAAAUUAUUGUCUAUGCAAAUAAGUGCCUUGUAUGAGCUUUUUUAUUUAACAGCCUGUGCCUUUGGAUUUGAAGUCAAAUUACACCGAAAGUAGUCUCACUUGUGAUGCAAUAAUAAAAAUAGAAUUACUAUAAUUUGGCUCAAUAUUAAAAGAUGAAUCUUAAUGUUUCACUAUCUUUACUAAUCUGAUUAUAACAUUGAUUGUUCCUUUUCUUAUUGUUCCUUAUUUUGCCUUACUUGGUUUUGCCAAAAAAUGAAAAUUGAACUUUCUAUCCUUGUUUACUAAAAAUAUAUAUUCAUGUUUGAGCUCCCUC